GAGAAGAGAAUGCAUCUCCUCCAGGAGGAGCUGAGGAGGGAAGAGGAGGAGGAGGAGAGGAAGCUGAAGGAGGAAAGCGAGGAAAGACUGAGGGCUCUGAGACAGCGCCUGCUGUCUAAGAGGAGAGAGGAGGAGGCCAGGCUGAAUGAGGAGUCUGAUAGGAUGCUGGAGGAGCUCAGAGAGUCUGCUCAGGAGGAGAGGGAGAGGCAGCAGCACAAACUCAGGGAGGAGAGCGAGGUCACGCUGAAGGAGUUACGUGUCACUCUAGAGAAAGAGCGAGAAGCGGAGCGCGACAGACUGGAGGCCCAGAAGAGGCAGGACAGUGAACGUCUGAAGGCGGAGUCAGAAGAAGAGAUGCAGGCGGAGAAGAGGAGACUCCAGGAGGAGAGGGAGGAGAAGCUGAACUCCCUGAGACAUGAGGUUAAAUUUACAGAGAGGCGGAGGGACCUCAUGAGCCCACGACCUGAACAGCAACUAGCAGAGUACCACCGAGAGCUGGCUGAUGUUCUUCAAGAAGUGCGGGAGGAAGUGCAGCGUGAUCAUGAGAGGAAGCUGGAGCAGCUGAGGGAGGACCACAGGAGAGAGAUGAACAGCAUCAGAGAGAAAUACCUGGAUGAGGAGACUGACCAGAGGGCGCGCUUGCUUUCUUCUCUGCAGGAGGACAGAGAGCAUCUCCAGGCCUCACAUGCUGUCCAACUGGAGAAACUCCGCUUGCAGCUCAACACGCAGAUACAAAAGACACAGCUGACACACUCACGCAAGGAGUCAGAACUGGAGGAUCUGGCAAAUCAGAUGGAGCUGAGAGCCAAAGAACUAAAGAGUCAGGAGGCCAUGCUUCAGAACAAGGCAGCAGAUCUGAAAAGAAGGAGGAAGAAGCUAGGGGAGGAAGAGGAGGAAGUGGACAGACAGAUCGAGGCCUUACCCCAACUGAUCCAGGAGAGAGAUCUGCUGAAGGAGGAGCUGGAGAGGAUGAGAGAGGAGAAACAUCAAGCCAGGGAACUUCUCCAGAGAGCCAGGCAGGACAGGAGUGAGGGCAAGGAAGCGGAGGAGAGGCUGAGGGAGGAGAGAGACAAAGCCAGGGAAGAGUGCAGGAGGGCCAAGGAGAGCAAGGAGCGACUGGAGAGCAAGGUGGCGCUGCUGCAGGAGAGAUGCGACCGUCUCAGUCAAAGAGUCAGUGAGCUGGAACAAGGUGAAGGAGGGAGCGCCUGCCCCAUACCAGAAUUUAAACUGGACAAAAAGAAUGCAGAGGCGACUGCGCCCUCCAGUGACAUGAGAGACUCAUCGCUACAUGUAGAAGACCUAGACGACCCACCACUCUCCCCUGUGCCUGACAGCCAAAGCAGCAUGGAAGAGUUCAGACGCUACAUCUCCUCACAUGGUGCAUCCAUCCAAAAAACCAAAGUCUUUCUGGAGAGAGAAAGCAGCCGGCUGAUGCAGAGACAGGCAGCUCUGCAGGCGGCCCAGACCAGCUCCUCCCAGGACCCCAACCAGGAAGGAGGGGUGACUGAGGAGAUGAUUAGGAACCUCCAACAGGAGGCCAGAAAUGUGGUGGAGCUGCAGCGGACGGUUCAGAGGGGAAACACUCUCCUGAGGAGGAAAGAGGAGCAACUCCAGCAGCUAGAGAGCUCUAUAGCUGAAGAGCCACUGUAUCAGGAUCUGUCUCGGCUGGGAGGAGAGAGAAAGGUGACCUUUGAUGUGACUGAAUCUGACCUCAGCAGCACUGUGGACCCACCUGACGGGACAGGAGGUCACCCCACAGUCCCGGACAAAGUCCAGGAGUUAGCAGAGUCCCUGCAGCAGAUCUCAGGCCAGCUCAACACCGUGCUGAGUGCAUUGGGUUCACUGGCCCAGAGACAGAGCACCACACCUUAUACAGCCUUCCCUCCACCUCUGUCUCUAUCUCAACCUAACUCAUCUCCAGCUCCCAUGUCCGCCACCUCCGCCUCUGCCUCAGUCUUGCCACAGAUGCACACCCUGGGCCCCAGCUCCUCAGCCAUACCUCCUCCAGUCAGGCUCUCAGAGCCGUCCUGGAACUGGGCGACCCAAGGCACCUCCGCUGCCACCCCUCUCUUCAGCACCCCCAUCAGCAGUGGGCUGAGGCCGUCUGAGGACCUCAUCAACAGCAGAUUUAGACAGAUAUUCCCCAGAGCCGCUAUGGACCCACUCACCAUGGGGACGACCUCCGCAUACUCGUCAUACACUCCUGCUAGUGAACAUGGUCGUAGCAUGCGGUCUGUGCAGAGGUCAGCGGAGGUAGACGGCCAGAGGCUGCAGGGGCUGAUUGACGGCAACAAGAGGUGGCUGGAGAUGCGCAAGAAAGACACCAGCAUACCUCUGUUCACCCGCUAUCGGGCCCCUUCAACAAAGAGCGGCCUGGUCCAGCUGGGCCUGGACGAUAACAACCAGAUCAGAGUCUACCAUUACUGAAGACAUGACAUGCAGUCCAGUCCUGCUGCACUGUGCCUGUCACUGAGGACUUUGGAGCAUUAACGGCUGUGUCAUGUCAGCAUUGCAACGUUUACACACAGGGGCGUCACGUGAGCGCCCCGUGCCCUCUGACUCAUUCCUUUUUCGCAGACUUUCAGUGCAAAGGCUUUCAGGUAAAGACCGACCUCCGCUGCUGUGAUUGGAGAAAGAGGUGACUGCAGAGGACAUGGAAAUUCAGGGAGCAAACAUGUAACAGAGGGACUUUUAUCGUCCAACGUGAGAUACAGCUGUGAGCAACACCAGACUUCUUUGAAAGCACUUCAGUGUCACGUUUACACUUGGGCCAAGGCCCUAUGUUUUAAAUGGUUACAUUUAUUUUAAUGUCAGAUGGGAAGUUCAAGACAAUUAGAGACGAAGAUGAAGAUUUAUUUAUUUCACUUCCUGUACUUGCUUUACUGAAAACAUCCCAGACACCAUCCGACUCAUCUUCGUGUUGUGAACCCGUUUGCUGCUGCAGCCAGGACGUAACACUUAAAAAAAAGUUGUGCUUUGCAGGUGCACAGAGGUCAAAGUUCAUUUCAUGACUUUUGUAUUUAUGACUCUGCUUUUCUAAGUGACUUGUGUGUGAACAAUUUUUAAAUAAUUUUCUUAGUUUUUGUUGUGUAAGCCCGUCAGAACUGAACCUAAUCCACUUUUAUUUUCCAUAUUCCACAGCAGUGACAGUGAGCUGUUGAUUAGUGUAAACCUCAACACGUGCAGGCAGAGAGACAAAUGUAUUUUGUGCAUACAGUAUAUAUUUGUGUAAAUAAAUACUGUAUUUUUCUAUAAAAUAUUUUAAUAAAUCUAAUUUUAUAUUUUAUCUUGUGUGCUGAUCCUGUUAUAUGCCGGCACUGGUGUGUGUGGUCCAUUGUUUGAGCAAGUGCAUGUGCAUACAGUCAGGUACACACCCUGAUUAUCAUACUGUUUUAUGUUUACACAGAGAACCUCACGUGUGCCAGUCUGUUGUCAAGACGUUGCUCAGGUUCAUAGAUAACUCAGAUCAGAUCAGAGUCAGAGCAUGCAGGAAGUAGCUGAUCAGUAGUAUCUGAAAAUGAGACCUUUAUUCAGUAACCGCUCAUUUGACAUUAAAAUCAGUUUUUCAUACAGUACAGUGCAAAAAAUACCUUAGCAUUCAGGCUUGAGGGCAGUCGAGAAGUAAAUACAAUCAUCAUCAUUAUUAUUAACGUUCUCCGACGAGAAGGACGGCUAGUUUGAGGAUCUGACCAAUCAGAGCACAGUAUGUGACUAACAUGAUUAGAACAUUAAAGGCCACUGACAGACUGGACAGAGUUCAUGUUCUCACGUUAAUGUUUGUAAACACACGCACACCUCUGUACAAACACACACACAGCAUAUAAACAGCAUACAAACAGUAAUUUCAAAAUGCAUUGCAGGUCAAAUGUAAUGCGGACAGUAUAAAAUAAGUUAAUUCGGACUGUUUCUUUUAGCGAAUGUGUACAUUGUUAUCUUCAUCGUCAGCAGUAAGUAAACAUCGAUUACAACAGAUAUAUUGAUGAUGGCAGCGAGAGGACAAAACACUUCAACAUCACUCGACGUCGAAACUCGGGCUCUUUGUUGGCACGUUUGUGUCCAUACAGGUGGAGGGAGGGGCUACUGCCCUUCCCUGACUGGCUGAUUGGCUGUGACGGGCGGAGGGGGCGCCCGCCGUACAGCCUGGGAGAAACAGGCUACUGGCUGUGCUUCUUUUUUU
Molecule: messenger RNA, 4177 nt
Organism: Epinephelus lanceolatus (giant grouper)
Lineage: Eukaryota; Metazoa; Chordata; Actinopteri; Perciformes; Serranidae
Gene: cep164
Product: centrosomal protein 164
Biological process (GO): cilium assembly
Cellular component (GO): centrosome; centriole; ciliary transition fiber
Molecular function (GO): protein binding
Source: RefSeq, a predicted model, not a curated record